AUGAUAGAGUGGCUAGACAUUUACAAGGUUAUUGAAGCUAUGAUGCCACUUUAUUUGGCAUUAGGUCUUGGUUAUGGUUCUGUAAAAUGGUGGCACAAACUUAGUGCUGAACAUUGUGAUGCUAUAAAUAGGUUAAACUACUUUUUUGUUCUUCCUUUUUUCACAUUUGACUUCAUUUCACAAGUAAAUCCCUAUAAAAUGAACUACCUCUUCAUUUGUGGUGACCUUAUUGCCAAAGCCAUCAUUGGUUUUUUUCUAACUUUGUGGGCUAAUUUUUAUAGCAAAGGGAACCUUUCUUGGUCCAUAACAACAUUCUCAUUUUGUAGUUUAACUAAUGCACUUGUUAUGGGAAUUCCUGUAAUGAAUGCUGUGAGUCCUCAAGUUGGUGUUGACUUAGUGAUUCAAUCAUUGGCAAUUCAAUUUCUCAUUUGGUCUAUAAUUAUACAAUUUAUGAUGGAAUUCAAAAAUGCCAAAGAUGAGAUUAUGGCUUGUGAGGGUGCUAAUCAAGAUUUAGAAGGAAAUAAUAAUGCAAGCAAAAAUACAACACCAUCUUUGGGGUCAGUAAUGACAAUUGUAUGGACUAAGCUUUCCAAGAAUCCCAACUUUUAUGCUUGUUUUCUAGGCAUUAUGUGGUCUCUCGUAGCUGACAGGUGGCAUUUCGGACUGCCGAAUAUUGUGAAGGAAUGCAUAUCAAUAAUGUCAAAGGCAGGAAGUGGCAUUGGAAUGUUUACUAUUGGGGUAUUUGUGGCAAUGCAACAGAAAAUAAUGGCUGGUGGGACAGGUGUCAUAAUAUUUGGACUAUUUUUGAGGUUUUUUAUAGGACCAGCUACCAUGACUAUAGGAUCAUUCCUAGUAGGUUUACAUGGCAAUGUUUUUAGAGCUUCCAUACUUCAGGCAGCAUUACCCCCUGGCAUAGCCUCCUUUGUUUUGGCAAAAGAAUAUGGAGUUCACCCUGAGAUUGUUAGCGCUGUGGUAAUUAUUGGCAUUCUGGUGUCACUUCCCAUUAUGAUUGCUUAUUAUGCAAUUUCAGAGCUUACACAUUGA
This is a messenger RNA of Solanum lycopersicum (tomato), 1044 nucleotides long. It is a transcript of the gene PIN10, whose product is annotated as auxin efflux carrier component 10. Gene Ontology annotation, biological process: transmembrane transport. Gene Ontology annotation, cellular component: membrane. NCBI's taxonomy places the organism in Eukaryota, Viridiplantae, Streptophyta, Magnoliopsida, Solanales, Solanaceae. The record is from RefSeq and is marked validated.